GGGGGGGCAGUUUCUGGGCGUUUCUGCGGCUUUAUUGUCGACGGUCGGCGGUGAGAUCAGAGAGUGAAGCGGCGGCGGCUGGAGGGAGGGAGGGAGCAGAGAGCCGGCACCGCGGCAGCAAGGCGGCAGCUGUGGUGGAAAUGGUGGACUACUACAAUACUUUGGGGAUCCCUCGCAGUUCUUCUCAAGAAGACAUUAAGAAAGCUUACCGGAAGCUGGCUCUGCGAUGGCACCCUGAUAAGAACCCAGAUAACAAGGAUGUGGCAGAGCACAAGUUCAAGGAGAUAGCGGAGGCGUAUGAAGUGCUAUCAGACAGAAAUAAACGAGACAUUUAUGACAAGUAUGGAAAAGACGGAUUAGUUGGACCAGGGGGCAGACCGUCCCGAAUGGACACAGAGUUUCCAGAUUUUAUCUUCUCGUUCCGUAGCCCUGACGAAGUAUUUAGGGAGUUCUUUGGCGGACGAGAUCCUUUCGCAGAGUUGUUUGAUGAUUUUGGUCCUUUUUCUGAAUUGGGAGGCAGUGACAGAUCUCGACAACCUGGAUCUUUGUUCUCAUUCCCUUUUCCCACCGGAUCAGAAUUCUCCUCGUUCUCCACCAACUUUGGCGGCGGUGGAAUCGGCAAUUUCCGAUCGAUCUCGACCUCCACAAAGUUUGUCAAUGGCAAGCGCGUGACCACCAGAAAGGUUGUGGAGAACGGUGAAGAGAGGGUGGAGGUGGAGGAGGACGGGCAGCUGAAGUCGGUCCGAGUGAACGGUGUGGAAGACCAGAUGGCCCUCGCGUUGGAGCUGAGCAGGAGGGAGGAGAGGCAGCGACUGGAGGGCGAGACCUCGCGGGGAGGGACGUCCGCUGGGAACCUGCCCCCCGGCCCCGGCCACGGCCUCGACUACGCGCGGGACGAGGUCGAUGAAGCCGAGGACGAGGACCUCCAGCUGGCCAUGGCCUACAGCCUGUCGGAGAUGGAAGCCCAGGGGCGCGGAGCAGAUAGAACUAAAGAGAUAGAUGAAGUAGAGGAGGAAAAGAAAGAAGAAAAAAAAGAAAACAAACAAAAGAAAAAACAAAAAAAAAAGGUGAAAAAGAGGUAGUUAAAGAAGAAUGGAAAAAUUUGUUAAAACUAAAAAACAUCGUUCGAGAUAUGUUCGUUCAUUUUAGAGUGUAGUAUUUCAUCCAAUCUUUAGCCCGAGUGCUAGUCAGGUUCCUGUGCUGAACUAUUCUGACCCUUUAAGUAAUCAAUAAAAGGAGACCAUGUUCCAACGAAUAAUUCCUGUUUGUCCAACAGGGAAAAUCUGAUUCUUUCCACGUUUAAGGUCUCCGUCAUUUCUAUAAUCCACAUUUUGAUUGUAGGGGCCGUAGGGCCUUUCCAAAAUUUUAGGAUUAAUUUUUUUCCUGUUAUUAAACUAUAAUCAAUAAAGUUUCUUUGUGUUAUUCUAAAUGUUUGAUUUAAUUCUAAUAUUCCGAGUAUUAUUAAUUUUGGAUCUGGUUCCAAUUGUGUGUUGGUUACUUUGGAUAUUAUACUAAAAAUAUUUACCCAGAAUUUUUUAAUUUUUGUACAGUUUACAAACAUAUGCGAUAACGUAGCUUCUAAAUGUUGACAUUUAUCACAUAUAGGUGAGAUAUGUUGAAAAAUUUUAUGUAAUUUUGUUUUUGAGUAAUGUAACCUAUGUAUUACUUUAAAUUGUAUUAGAGAAUGUCUGGCGUUUAGUGAACACUGAUGUAUGUGUUGUAGACUUUCUUCCCAAGUGUCUUUCGUUAUUACUUGAUUCAGUUCUUUUUCCCAUGAUUGUCUAAGUCCGUCGAAGGAAUGUCACUGUCUAAUAAGAUAUUAUAUAUAUAAGAUAUUAAUUUUUCUGUAUUAGGAUGUUUGUUCCAACAUUCAUCAAGAAUUUCUGAGUUUCUAGUUCGAAAAUUUCGAGAAUUCGAUUUUACAUAAUCUCUAAGUUGAAGAUAUC
This is a messenger RNA of Leucoraja erinaceus (little skate), 1946 nucleotides long. RefSeq names its product dnaJ homolog subfamily B member 6-like. The transcript has 10 exons. The record is from RefSeq and is a predicted model, not a curated record. Gene Ontology annotation, molecular function: Hsp70 protein binding. NCBI's taxonomy places the organism in Eukaryota, Metazoa, Chordata, Chondrichthyes, Rajiformes, Rajidae. Bases 141 to 1082 code for a protein of 313 amino acids.